This is a messenger RNA of Enhydra lutris kenyoni (northern sea otter), 777 nucleotides long. RefSeq names its product pancreatic progenitor cell differentiation and proliferation factor. Gene Ontology annotation, biological process: cell differentiation; multicellular organism development. Bases 187 to 531 code for a protein of 114 amino acids. The record is from RefSeq and is a predicted model, not a curated record. The transcript is spliced from 5 exons. Lineage: Eukaryota; Metazoa; Chordata; Mammalia; Carnivora; Mustelidae.
CGUCCGCGCGUGCGCACCCCGCGCGCUUCGGUCGCUGAGCGGCCCACGGCGGUCUCUUCUGCAAAUGGGCUCCGUGGCCUAGUGUCCCCGUCCCCGCCACCUGUGGUCGCGCGCCGAGGCCCGCGAGGGGUCGCCGCCGAGGUGAGGCCCCUGGCAGCGUGUUUCCACCAGCCCACAGGCGACGGCAUGGCCGCCAUCCCCUCCAGCGGCUCGCUCGUGGCCACCCACGACUACUACCGGCGCCGCCUGGGCUCCACGUCCAGUAACAGCUCCUGCGGAAGUGUGGAGUGCGCUGGGGAAGCCAUCCCUCACCCCCCGGGUCUCCCCAAGGCCGACCCGGGCCACUGGUGGGCAAGCUUUUUCUUCGGGAAGUCCACCGUCCCGUUCAUGGCUACAGUGUUGGAGUCCCCCGAACGCUCGGAGCCUCCCCAGGCCUCCAGCGGCACCAUCACCAGCGACUCAGCUCUGGAAGCCGUAAGGAAGCAGCCUGGUGGCCGGCCUGGCAAAGCCAACGUGGGGCCGCCAUCCUGAGGGCCGAGGCCGGGCUUGGGGAGGUGCUGCGCUCAUCAGAGCCUCUCCCCUUCCCUCCCCCCCUUCUCAUAGACCAGGCCGGCUGCUGCGGCAGAAGCAGUCAGGUUUUAUAUCAAAAUAGCAAAACACCAAAAAGGAAGUUGAGAGAAUCCCACUCUUCACCGUCCAAGCCACACGCAAACCUUCCACACACCCUGGAACCCUGUGCCUCGCACCAUGUGGAAAAUAAACUCCAAGCAGCCAGUA